AGAGGAGGGGAAGGGGGGGGGGGGCAUUACAAGGGAAAGCGACGAGGAACUACCGUCAGCGCACAGGGAGCACCCAGGCGACGCUGAAGGCAGCCGAGCGUCCUGGAAGGGAACGGACCCAAAAAGAAGGGGGAAGUCAGCAGGACGAGAGAGACACAUGGAUGAUGAUGAUGAGGAUGAAGAUGAGGAUGGUGAUGGGGAUCCCGAUGCUCCUCCUGCUCCCGCGGCUCCUCUCCUCCUCACCUCCGCCUCCUCCACCUCCGCCUCGCAUCGCUGGCCUCAGCCGCCGCCGACCAGCACAGUGCGACACAUAGACACAGCGACCGACCGCCCUCCUCCUCCUCCCCUGCCGCGGCCCCACACUGCGCCUGCCCCGCCCGCCCACCGCCCGUCCCCCGGCGCAGACACCCAUCCGCCGCCUCGCCGACCUCACGGGCUGGGCUGGGGCCGCGCCGGGCUGCGGGGAAACCGCGGAGCGGGGCCCGGACGGGACGCGGCGCCACGGGGAGCUCCGCGCACCCCACCCCGCACCGCGCCCCGGCCGCUGCUCCAGCGCUCCCGCACCCUCUCCCCGCCCUUGUUAUUUCUUUUUAUUUAUUUCCCCGUAGAAAAGGAAAAGCCCCUCCUGAAUGCGAGCGGCCGCUCCCCGCACACGGGCUGCGCUCCGCAGGACGCGGCUCCGGGGGCAGCGCUCGGUGCCCGCCCCGGCGGCGCUCGCUCCCCCCGGGCCCCGCUGGAGCCCGGCGGCGGGAGCGCUCCCCCUUCCCCCCGCCGCGCGUCUGCGGCUCGGGGCGGUGGAGGCGGGGGGAGCCGCGGGCGCCCCGGGGGAUGGGAAGGAGGGAGGGAGCAGAGUUCAGCGCUGUGUGCGAGGGAGACAAAGUCUGGGGAGCGUGGCCGCUUUCCAGCAGCUCCGGCUGGAACAGCUGCGGGCGCUCGGGGCGGGGGGGGACUCCCCGAGCAGGGGCCCGCCUGGCUGGCUGCCUGCCGGCCCGGCUGCGGGGCGGGGUUAAGCCUCAUUACACGGGAUUUAACGUGUCCCGGAGGCCAGCGGGGACUCGGGCUCCCGAGGGGAGGCGGCGAGCGCCGCGGCCUCGCAGCCGGAGAAAAGUCCGGCCACGGGGCGAGGAAGCGGCCGCGCCCCCGGACUUUCCUCCCGGGCGCUGCCCCGACGCGCUCCGCUGCCCGCGGCGGGAGCGGGCACCGCCCCAAGGGCACCCCUGAGCCGCCCCCGCGGGGCCCCGGCCCGGCCGUCUCUCCCUCCCUGUCUCCUCCCCUCGCUCCCGGGGCCGGAGCGGGCACCGCCCCAAGGGCACCCCUGAUCCACCCCCGCGGGGCCCCGGCCCGGCCGCUCUCCCUCCCUGUCUCCUCCCCUCCCUCCCGGGGCCGGAGCUGCGGGUGCGCAGGGAGCGCGCUCGGGGCGCGGGUGCUGAAUCACGGAACGGCGCGCACGGACAGAGGAGCAGCGCGGUGA
Messenger RNA from Onychostruthus taczanowskii (white-rumped snowfinch), 1471 nucleotides. Its product is annotated as translation initiation factor IF-2-like. The transcript has 3 exons. The record is from RefSeq and is a predicted model, not a curated record. Bases 158 to 1471 code for a protein of 437 amino acids. NCBI's taxonomy places the organism in Eukaryota, Metazoa, Chordata, Aves, Passeriformes, Passeridae.